AUGCAGCCUGGAUUUAGACAACUCGCCGGUCGCUCCUUGCAUUAUAUUCAAAGAAGGGGUUAUGCUGCUGGUUCAGCACAACCACAAGAUGGUAUCAAACAAGGUGUGGCCCAUUCACUGUUAUUAAAGCGUACAUCCGAAGACGCAUUACGUAACCCUGAACUUGCUCAUAUGAGUGCUAUCGAUGGUGAGACGCGGAAGAUGAAUUUGUUCCAAGCUGUCAAUGAUGCCAUGUCAAUUGCUCUUGCCACCGAUGAUAAUGCUGUGGUCUUUGGUGAGGAUGUAUCCUUUGGUGGUGUAUUUCGAGCAACCACCGGUCUGGCAGAGAAGUUUGGCAAGGAUCGUGUCUUUAAUACGCCCUUGACGGAGCAAGGUAUUGCUGGUUUUGCUAUUGGUAUGGCUGCAGUGGGCCAUACAGCCAUUGCAGAAAUCCAAUUUGCCGAUUACAUUUUCCCUGCUUUUGAUCAGCUUGUCAACGAAGCUGCCAAGUACAGAUAUAGAUCCGGCAAUCAAUUCAACGUGGGUGGAAUGACAAUUCGUGCACCAUGCUCAGCUGUAGGUCACGGUGGUCAUUACCAUUCACAAAGCCCCGAAGCUUUCUUUGCCCAUUGUCCUGGUUUAAAGAUUGUCACUCCACGUAGCCCUAUCCAAGCUAAGGGAUUGUUGCUUGCAUCUAUACGCGAUCGUAACCCUGUCAUUUUCUUCGAACCAAAGAAUCUUUAUCGUGCAGCUGUUGAGGAAGUGCCCGUUGCCGAUUAUGAGCUUCCACUUAGCAAGGCUGAAGUGCUAAAGCGUGGCAAGGAUGUCACUAUUGUUGGCUAUGGUGCACAAAUGUAUACUUUGGAGAACGCUGUUCAAUUAGCUGAAAAGAAGAUGCCAGGCUUGAGCUGUGAAUUGAUUGAUUUGCGUACUAUUAUGCCAUGGGAUGUGGAUACGGUUGUCGAGUCUGUAAACAAAACCGGUCGCCUGGUGGUGGCACAUGAAGCACCUAAAUCAAGUGGUAUGGGUGCUGAGAUUUCGUCUACGAUUAUGGAGCGAUGCUUCUUGCGAUUGGAAGCACCUAUUCAACGUGUAUGUGGUUGGGAUACUCCCUUCCCUCUUAUCUUUGAAAAGUUCUAUAUGCCAAACAUGAUUCGAUGUUUCGAUGCCAUCAAGAAUGCUGUAAACUACUAA
This is a messenger RNA of Lichtheimia ornata, 1173 nucleotides long. Its product is annotated as 2-oxoisovalerate dehydrogenase subunit beta, mitochondrial. The record is from RefSeq and is a predicted model, not a curated record. Lineage: Eukaryota; Fungi; Mucoromycota; Mucoromycetes; Mucorales; Lichtheimiaceae. The coding region runs from base 1 to 1173 and encodes 390 amino acids. Gene Ontology annotation, biological process: branched-chain amino acid catabolic process; response to nutrient. Gene Ontology annotation, molecular function: catalytic activity. The transcript is spliced from 7 exons.